Engraulis encrasicolus (European anchovy) is the source of this 2164-nucleotide messenger RNA. It is a transcript of the gene yy1a, whose product is annotated as YY1 transcription factor a. The record is from RefSeq and is a predicted model, not a curated record. Gene Ontology annotation, molecular function: DNA-binding transcription factor activity, RNA polymerase II-specific; RNA polymerase II cis-regulatory region sequence-specific DNA binding. Bases 123 to 1193 code for a protein of 356 amino acids. Gene Ontology annotation, cellular component: PcG protein complex; transcription regulator complex; chromatin. Gene Ontology annotation, biological process: regulation of transcription by RNA polymerase II. The transcript has 5 exons. Lineage: Eukaryota; Metazoa; Chordata; Actinopteri; Clupeiformes; Engraulidae.
GGGAGUUCGUGUGGGACAGACGGGGGGAGAGUUGAGUUUGUGUGUGUGUUGCUGAAGAGGAGCGGCAGCCAAGGAAGGAGCAGACACAUUGGAGUACGCAAGAGCAACAGAAUAUUAUUUUCAUGAUGGCAUCAGAGGACACGCUGUAUAUCGAGACCGACGGUUCGGAGAUGCCAACAGAGAUUGUGGAAUUGCACGAAAUUGAAGUGGAAACGAUAGAGACUACUGUGGUCGGUGGAGACGACGACGAACACCAGCCCAUGAUUGCUUUGCAGCCUCUGGAUGAUCCGAAUGGUAUUCACCAUCAUCAAGAAGUGAUUUUAGUUCAGACCAGAGAAGAGGUAGUCGGGGGGGACGACUCCGACCUUCGUGCGGACGAUGAUUUUGAAGAUCAAAUUCUUAUACCUGUUCCAGCUGUUGAAGAGGAGUACAUUGAGCAGACUCUUGUGACUGUUGCAGGGAAAAGCUCUGUGGGCCGGAUGAAGAAGGGGGGAGGCGGCAUGGGUAAGAAAGCUGGUAAAAAGAGUUAUUUGACUGCCGCUGAAGCAGGGAGUCGAAAAUGGGAGCAGAAACAGGUUCAAAUCAAGACACUGGAAGGAGAAUUUUCUGUUACGAUGUGGGCAUCAGAUGACAAGAAGGACAUUGACCAUGAGACGGUGGUGGAGGAGCAGAUCAUUGGGGAGAACUCCCCUCCAGACUACUCAGAAUACAUGACCGGCAAGAAGCUGCCCCCAGGGGGCAUCCCUGGCAUAGACCUGUCAGACCCCAAACAGCUGGCUGAGUUCGCCAGGAUGAAGCCACGGAAGAUUAAGGAAGAUGACGCACCCAGAACAAUAGCGUGUCCACACAAAGGCUGCACCAAGAUGUUCAGGGACAACUCUGCCAUGCGGAAGCACUUGCACACCCACGGGCCCCGGGUGCACGUGUGUGCGGAGUGUGGAAAGGCUUUCGUGGAGAGCUCCAAGCUCAAGCGCCACCAGCUCGUUCACACCGGAGAGAAGCCCUUCCAGUGCACGUUUGAGGGCUGUGGAAAGCGCUUCUCUCUGGACUUCAACCUGCGCACGCACGUCCGCAUCCACACGGGAGACAGGCCCUACGUCUGCCCCUUCGACGGCUGCAACAAGAAGUUCGCCCAGUCCACCAACCUCAAGUCCCACAUCCUCACACAUGCCAAAGCCAAAAACAACCAGUGAACAAGCCCUGCGCAUGUGUGUGUGUGUGUGUGUGAAAAAACGGACCCUUUGUAUAUUUGUUUCUAGGAUUACAAGAAAAAGAAAGCAAAAGAAAAAAAAACCAAGAGAAUACCAUGGCGAGACUCUUUUGAUAAAAGUACAAAAGGUGAGCGUAAUGGAAUACUGUAGAUGUCUUACCCCAGCCACUCACCUCCCUGAGAGAAAAGUGAAGAAAAGAAAGCGUCACUUUUUUGUUUUUCUUUUUAAACGAACCCACAUGGAUUUGGAAAGUUUCUUCUUGUGAAGACGCGGAACUGCGGGACCUACGGUCCAGGAAGUGCCACUGCAGCACCCAAAGAGAAGUUUGCGCUGAUAUGUACUGUAUUCUUUUGUGCAAAAACCAUCUUAAAGGAGAGGAAGGAAAAAUGCUUUUUUAAAAGUCAGAUUUAUUUUGUUUUACAGUGUGCAUAUUGUACACUUAUUUUUGACCUUGUAUGUAGUCAUGUUAUGUGCGUGCGUGUGUAUGUUUUUGAGUGUGUGGGUGUUUCCCCAGAGAUUUAGGAUUUUUUAGAAGACUGCUGUUAUGUUGCUCCUGUAAAGAUCCUUAUAUUAUUGUUAUCCUAUAUAUAUUAUUUGUGGGGGAUAUCCUUUCAGGUCUCCUUUUUUUGUGUAAUUGCAGCAAAACGUUAAUUUCAUCAUCAUGUAGAUAAUAGAAAUGUGAAAGUGUUAAAAAAAAACCCAAUUACACCCAUUUUAUGUUUUAAGUUAUCCUGAUGUUAACAGAUGCAAAAAAUGGUAUGUCCAUCACUGAAAAUCAGUUGUUUCCCCCAAAGCUUUGUUUUUAUAAGUUAAAGGAGCCUACAUGAAAAGUCUGGGGUGUCUUACUUUGCAUAGCCAGAAUGUCGUACAAUUGAUUGAUUAACCCAUGUUGAUAUGAACAUCCCCUUGUACAGCGGUGACCAACGGUAAUUAAAAAAAAGUGUGGUCCCUGA